Postia placenta MAD-698-R-SB12 is the source of this 5448-nucleotide messenger RNA. RefSeq lists its product as hypothetical. NCBI's taxonomy places the organism in Eukaryota, Fungi, Basidiomycota, Agaricomycetes, Polyporales, Adustoporiaceae. Gene Ontology annotation, molecular function: GTPase activity; GTP binding; translation initiation factor activity. Bases 1 to 5448 code for a protein of 1815 amino acids. The transcript has 26 exons. Gene Ontology annotation, biological process: transmembrane transport. Gene Ontology annotation, cellular component: membrane. The record is from RefSeq and is a predicted model, not a curated record.
AUGGCUCCAAAAAACAAGGGAAAGAAGGGAAAGAAGCAGGACGAUGAUGACUUCUGGGAUAAGGCUGGGACGUCCGUCGCAAACAACAAUGCGACCCCACCGCCCGAGGCGGCCGAAGCCCCAGAUGACGACUUCAAGCCUGCAAAGAAGUCAGGUUUCUCUGCGUUCGCUGAGUUGGGCGUUGACGAUGGGGACGCUGCAGCAGAGGAAGAGGAUUUCGGUGGUCUCAUGUCUAUUAUCAAAGCGUCUACGAAAGGCAAGAAAGACAAGAAAGACAAGAAGGCAGGCAAGAAGGGCGCUGCCGAGGUGUCCUUUGCAGAUGGCCCAUCGCCUGGGGAAGGUUCGGAUGGCGAAGCAGCAGCCGCAAAAGGCGAUAUCAGUGCGCCAAAAGGACCUGUACAGAUGUCCGCGGAGGAGCUUGCAGACGAAGAGUGGGGCCCGGUGAAGGAAAAGGGCAAGAAAGGAAAGAAGAAAGGAAAGAAGGGCAAAGCUCAAGAGGAUGAUGAAGAAGAGGAGGAAAAGCCAUGUAAGUCGGGCUCUUUACAAUCUACCGAGGGAUUAACCCAAUUUUAUUCUAAUCUUGCGUCUGAUGUAGCUGCUGCGCCCGAAGCUCCAGCACCGGCUGCGCCUGUGGAGGCUGAGAAGCAAGAUGAAGACGAAAAUGAAGAUGGCGCUGGCGAGGACGGGGGACCUAAGGUCCUUUCUAAGAAAGAGAAGGAGAAGUUGAAGAAAGAGCGUGAAAAGGCCAAGAAAAAGGCACAGGCGGCAGCGAAAAAGGCUGCUCAGGGAGAGGAUGCUGCUGACGCUGCAUCGGCUCCUGCGCCACCUGCACCAGAACCAGAGUCUUUGGAGAAGGAGGAUGAAGGCGAGGAUGAAGGCGAGGGUGGUGGUGCGAAAGCAGAUUCUAAGAAGAAGAAAAAGAAAAGGGCAAAGAAGGACGAUGAGCCGGCUGCGGCUACAGCGGCGGCAGGCGGCAAGAAGAAAGCAGGCGGCAUCAGUGCAUUGAGGGCGCUGAUGGAGGAAAAGAAGCGGAUAGAGGAGGAGGCAAGGAAAAGAGAGGAGGAGGAGCGGCAGAGGAUCGAGGAGGAGGAGCGGCUGGCGGAGGAGGAGGCGAAACGCAAAGAAGAGGAGAAGCAGCGGAGGAAAGAGAAAGAGAAAGCCAAGCGCGAGCAAGCUAAGAAGGAGGGCCGUUUGCUCACUAAGAAGCAGAAGGAGGAGCAGCGGAUGGCCGAGCUGCGUAAGCAAGCACUGCUCGCCUCCGGGGUACAGAUCGAAGGCUUGCAACAACAGCACGCCGGUGGCCAGGCACCUAAGAAGGUUGUGUACGGUAAUCGGAAGAAGAAGGGACCAACCAGUGUCACGGACAGUGGCCCCGCGACAAGAGAGACGUCUCCAGUCCGGGAAGUGAAGCCUGCUCCCUCAAAGCCUGCUGUUCUCCCUGCCGCGGCACCGCCUGCUGUGGAAGCAGAAAAGUCGGACGAUGUAAAGUCCGAUUGGGACGCAAGUAGUGACGAAGAGAAGCCUGCUGCGGACGUUAAGGAUUCAUGGGAUGCAAGCAGUGACGAGGAAGACGCCGCAUCUAAACCACCAAAGGCGGCACCAGGAACCAAUGGUGCUGCGAAGGCGGCUUCGAAGGCUGCUCAGGUCAAACCUGCCGCCAUCGCGAAGGCGGCUCCCACGAAAUCAUCUGCUACUGCGUCUACAGCGAAAGCUGCACCGUCGAAGCCUGCACCUGCAAAGGCGAAUGGUGCAGCAGAGUCCUCAUCAGAAUCCGAGGAGGAGAGCUCGGAUGAAAGCUCUGACGAUUCUGAUUCAGACUCGGACGAGGACUCGUCGUCUGGUUCGGAGUCUGAUGGCAUGACCCAAACUCAACGCCAGGCUGCGCAGAAGAAGGCGGAGGCGGCUGAGCGGAAGGCGAAGGCACAUGCGGCUGCCGUCGCUGCACAGAGUAAAGACAACCUUCGUAGCCCAAUCUGCUGUAUUCUGGGUCACGUCGACACGGGCAAGACAAAGCUGCUGGACAAGAUUCGCCAAACAAACGUCCAAGAAGGAGAAGCCGGUGGUAUCACUCAACAAAUCGGCGCCACUUACUUCCCUGUCGACGCUAUCAAGACAAAGACCGCAGUCCUCAACAAAGAGGGUACGCAGGACUACAAGAUCCCGGGUCUUCUCGUUAUUGACACCCCUGGUCACGAGUCCUUCACUAACCUGCGAUCCCGCGGAAGCUCGCUCUGUAACAUUGCUAUUCUUGUUGUGGAUAUCAUGCACGGCCUCGAACCGCAAACCCUCGAGUCGCUUCGCCUGCUCAGGGAUCGCAAGACGCCGUUCAUUGUCGCACUGAACAAGAUCGACCGUAUGUACGGCUGGGAAGCUUCACCCGAUAAUGACUUCCGCAGCUCCUUGGCAAUGCAGACGCGAUCGGUGCAGCGAGAAUUCGAGGACCGCUACCAGAAGAUCGUCGUAGCGUUCGCUGAGCAGGGAUUGAAUGCAGUUCUCUACUAUGAGAACAAGAAUUUCGCGCGGAAUGUCUCUGUAGUCCCGACAUCCGCUAUCACCGGCGAAGGUGUCCCCGAUAUGAUUAUGCUCCUCGUUAACCUGACGCAGCAACGCAUGAGCGACCGUCUCAUGUAUCUGUCAGAGCUCGAGUGCACUGUGCUCGAAGUCAAGGUCAUCGAAGGUCUGGGAACUACCAUUGAUGUUGUCCUGUCGAAUGGUAUCCUUCACGAGGGCGGAAGGAUUGUCGUUUGCGGUCUGAACGGGCCAAUUGUCACGCAAAUCCGAGCGCUCCUGACGCCUCAACCUCUCCGCGAACUGCGUAUCAAGUCAGCGUACGUCCACCACAAAGAGAUCAAGGCGGCAAUGGGUGUCAAAAUCGUAGCGCCAGACCUGGAGAAGGCCAUCGCCGGUUCCCGUCUGCUGGUCGUCGGGCCUGAUGACGAGGAGGAGGACCUUAUGGAGGAGGUCAUGUCCGACCUGACCACCCUCUUGAACUCGAUCGACAAGUCUGGUCGCGGUGUCUGCGUGCAGGCCAGCACGCUCGGUUCGCUGGAGGCGCUGCUCGACUUCCUGAAGUCGAGCAAGAUCCCCGUCUCGGGCAUCAACAUCGGCCCUGUGCACAAGAAGGAUGUCAUGCGUGCAGCGACAAUGUUGGAGAAAGCCAAGGAGCUCGCCUGUAUUCUUUGCUUCGACGUCACAGUUGACAAGGAUGCCGAGCGGCUUGCAGAGGAGAUGGGCAUUCGCCUAUUCAAAGCUGAUAUCAUUUACCACCUCUUCGAUGCCUUCACGGCAUACAACGCCGAGAUCACAGAGGCGAAACGAAGAGAUGCUGCACCUCAAGCUGUCUGGCCGUGCAGAUUGAAGACUAUCGCUGCGUUCUGUAAGCGCGACCCGAUCAUCCUUGGUGUCGACAUUCUGGACGGUACUCUGCGUGUCGGCACUCCUAUAUGUGUCGUUAAGACAGAUUCGGAGACAGGAAAGAAGGACAUUAUCGAUCUCGGUCGAGUUACAUCUCUCGAGAUCAACCACAAACCAUUCGAGAUUGUGAAGAAGUCUCAGGCCGGCGCUGGUGUCGCGGUGAAGAUCGAGCACGCCGUCUAUCAAUCUGCGAAAAUGUUCGGCCGGCAUUUUGACGACAAAGAUGAACUCUACAGCCACAUUACUCGCCAGAGCAUUGAUGUACUGAAGACAUCCUUCAAGACAGAUGUGAGCAACGAUGAAUGGCUGCUCAUCAAGGCUUUGAAGCCGAACAUGUCCGCGGCCGCAAUUGACGUCGCAAAGUUACCUGCGCAUACUGACACCGAGCGCGACUCUUCUAUCGACGAAGAUGAGCUCCAACUGCAAAAACUCGGGUAUAAACAGCAAUUACAUCGUAGCUGGCAUUUCGUCGAAAGCUUUGCGGCGAGUUUUGUCGCACUUAACUUCAUCGGUGGUGUUCGAGCUGGGAUCUUCCUGGGCCUUCAAGCCGGAGGGCCUGCUGCAGUAUGGUCGUCGUAUAUCAUCUCGAUGAUUUUCAUGUUCAUCACGGCGGCCGUCAUGGCUGAAAUCUGCUCUGCGCUCCCUCUUAGCGGGUCGAUUUAUAUCUGGUCGGCCGAGAGUGCAGGCCCGAAGUAUGGACGAUUCUUCGGCUUCAUAGUUGCUUGGUGGUCGUGCACUGCUUGGAUGACAUUCUCCGCGGGAAACUGUCUGACGGCUGCGAACUACAUCGUGUCUGAAAUGAUGGUCUAUAACGUCAGCUACCCAGGCGGCGCCGGCAACGACAGUAUUCAAUGGCGCGCACUCGUAUGGGCCGUCGCAGAGGGCUGCCUUAUCGUUUCGAUUGCCAUCAACUAUCUUCCGCCGAGACUUUAUUCUGCGGUCUUCAAGUUCUCCAUCGGGCUGUAUAUGGUGGACUUCCUGUUGUGCUUGAUUUGGCUCCCCAUUGGUGUAUCGAAGACAUAUGGUUUCCGCUCGGCCAAAGAGGUCUUCACUAUGACGUACAACGGUACCGGGGCUCCUCCCGCGUGGAAUUGGAUUCUAUCCUUCCUUUUCACGUCGGGGACUAUGAUUGGAUUCGACGCGUCCGGUCACAUUGCUGAGGAGACGAAAAACGCCAGCGUGGUUGCCGCUCGCGGUAUCCUCUACAGCGCCAUCGCGACUGGUGUGCUCGGGUUUGCGACGACUAUUUUGUUCCUAUUCUGCACUCCCGAUCUCGACACCCUGUUCGCGCUCGAUGCUCCUCAGCCUUUCGUUCAGCUGUACGCGCUCUCACUCGGCAAGGGUGGCAGCAUCUUUAUGACCAUCAUCGCUGCUGUGGGCCUCAUUCUGAAUACAAGCGUCUCGGUCGUCGCAGCUUCACGUCUCGUCUUCGCCGUAUCCCGCGACGGCGUCCUUCCGAUGUCAGGCUGGAUCGGGCGCGUCGACUCGGAGCGCCAGCCACGCAAUGCCGUGACAGUGAUGUUCGUCUUUGGCGCGGCAAUUUUGUGCACGAUCCUUCCCAGCCAGGUGGCUUUCACGUCACUCACAUCGGCUGGCGGUAUUCCGACGACUGCAGCCUAUGGGCUCAUUGCGCUUCUGCGACUGACGCUCACACCGAAUGAUUUCAAAUCGUCCCGCUUCUAUCUUGGAAAGUGGCGGAAGCCGUUCUACGUCGCAGCCGUGCUGUUUAACGGCUUGGUCUUCGCAACCCAAAUCUCGCCUUUCUACUUCCCGGUGAAUGCAGAGUCCUUCAACUUCGCAUGCGUGAUCUUCGGCUCCGUCACUGUCUUCGGCAUUCUCAGCUGGUACUUCAUUCCCGAGGAGAAGUGGCUCCGUCGCGAGCACGUCCUGCGCGCACUGGAAGUUGCCGACGAGGAACCUCUGCAGGCAGGCAGCUCGGGCGUCGUCGCUGGAAGUGCUGCAGGUGUUGGGGCAAUUUCGAGGCAUCGCCGCGACUCUAUCAACAAGGACAGGGAUGAGCUUGACUUGGAGUAA